Messenger RNA from Talaromyces atroroseus, 876 nucleotides. RefSeq lists its product as hypothetical. Bases 1 to 876 code for a protein of 291 amino acids. Lineage: Eukaryota; Fungi; Ascomycota; Eurotiomycetes; Eurotiales; Trichocomaceae. The transcript is spliced from 3 exons. The record is from RefSeq and is a predicted model, not a curated record.
AUGGCACACAAUAACCAAGAAUCUCUUGUGUGGCUUGUUACUGGAUGCUCAACUGGCAUUGGCAGGUCUAUUGUAGUUGAGGCCCUUGCAGCAGGUCACAGAGUCAUUGCUACCGGACGCAGUGCUAGUCGCUUGACCAGUCUGGAACAAAAAGGUGCCAAGGUUAUCGAGAUUGAUGUGAAUGCACCUGCACCUGAGAUCGAAGAAUUUGCACUAAAGGCACUGUCAAUUUACGGCCGAAUCGAUGUACUGGUAAAUAACGCAGGAUAUGUGCAACUGGGAACGAUUGAAGAAGCCGGCCACGAACAACUAUUGCAACAAUUCCAUACCAAUGUAUUUGCAGUUAUGAAUGUCACUCGAGCUUUUCUUCCAGCCAUGCGAAGUCAACGUUCCGGAACAAUAUUUAUGAUUGGCAGUGUAGCUGCAUUUCAGUUUCUUCCUGCUGCUGGGUUAUAUGAUGCGUCCAAGGCCGCUCUUCGCGGGUUGACUCAUUCAUUGAAUAGCGAAGUUAAGCACCUUGGUAUCAGGGUAUGCCAUGUGGAGCCAGGGUUUUUCCGUACAAAUAUAUUCUCUCGACUCGCAGAUCAAAACAGCACGCCACCAGUGUGCCGCACCAUUGGUGAUUAUGACGAGUCACGCGAGCCUACUGUGAAGCUUUUCACAAGCGUCAAUAAUGUUCAAAAAGGCAACCCUGACAAAUUAGCUAAAGUGUUGGUGGAUCUAGCCCAGGGAACUGGAGUGGCUGAUGGACGAAUGUUCCCUGAUGCGUUUGCAGCAGGCACCGGCUGUGUGGCAACACUGGAGGCUAAUUUCAAAGACAAUUUACGACGUAUAGAGGAAUGGAAGGUUAUCAGUGAAUCGACAGAUGGGAACUGA